Molecule: messenger RNA, 276 nt
Organism: Phycomyces blakesleeanus NRRL 1555(-)
Lineage: Eukaryota; Fungi; Mucoromycota; Mucoromycetes; Mucorales; Phycomycetaceae
Exons: 4
Coding region: 1-276 (91 amino acids)
Biological process (GO): protein targeting to ER
Cellular component (GO): endoplasmic reticulum membrane; signal peptidase complex
Source: RefSeq, a predicted model, not a curated record
AUGUCCAUUGCAGAAUUAUUAGAGUGCCCCAUUGACUUUGAAGGACAACGUUUGGCAGACAGUAUAACCCAUGCUGCACUCAUCGUGUCUGCUGUACUUGCUCUUAUUGCAGGCUACUCGCUUCAGUCUCUUCAGCUGUCAAUCUGUAUUUUCUUGAUUGGCCUUGGCACAACUUUGAUUGCAAGUUGUACUUCCCCCUUGGCCUAUGUACAACCGAAACCCUCAGAGUUGGCUUACUUCAUUAAAAGGAAAAGGCAGCGUUACAAAGUGAAUUAA